GUUGGUAGUGGACCUGGAUUAGCCUUCAUGGCAUUUUCGGAUGCCAUUACACAACUUGACGCCUCGCCAUUUUGGGCAGUUAUAUUUUUCUUUAUGUUGAUUCUUUUGGGAAUUGACUCAGCGUUUGGUCUGUUGGAGGGAGCUGUCAAUCCGCUUUAUGAAAUUGGAUUGUUUCCAAAGAAAUUAAAUAAAUCAAUUGGAACAGGUAGAGUAGAAAAAAAUCAAAAUCUCUUUUAAUAAUAGUAUAGAAUCCCACGUUAACACUUUACCGGAGAAGCAACGACGACGGUUUAAUAUAGCAUUUUGCUCUAGCAAUAACUGCAUGUUAUAUAAGGCCACCAUUUGUUGUAUAUUAGUUUUUUUCCCGCCCGCAUCAUCAUCAUCAUCAUCUCUUGUUCGCCAUUCAAAUUGCCAUUAUUGCAAUUUUUGACCAUUAUUAUAAAAUUUGUAAUGUCUUCAAAGCGAAAUUUGAAAGAAAGACAAUUAGAAAUGUUCCCAAACCAAAUGUUAUAGUUAAAAUACGAAAUUUCAUACCAAAACUUCCAGUUUCUCCCGCAUUUACGUACACGCUUAUCAAAUAUGCAAACUCGAGACGACUUGGCUACAAAAUUAUUUCAUAUGUGGAGCGGCCAUGUUUUUAAUAUGAAAACAUCGUUUCAGUUGCACUUACGAAUUUUGUGCUGUUUUGCAAUGCUGAAUUACAGGGUAUGGAAACAUUCAGAAAGUUGCAGCUGUAUAAAACAUAUACAACGAUUCCUGUAUUUUCCGGUACGCACUAUAUAAAUGCUUAAUGCGCACUUUUUCAAAGGUAAAUUUUACGGAGAGGGGAAACCCGGCAAAUAAUGGCAUAAUGGUAAUGGCCCGCCCGCCCGCAUCAACUUUAGGUGAAGCUCCGGAUGAGAAACUAAUAUACAACAAAUAGUGGCCUAAUAACUAGAAAUACAUGCAUACAGUAACCCCUCGCCUUUCUCAUUAAAGGCCAUUUUCCAUUAAUUGCAGUCGCUUUGCCCGCGCGGGCGGACCGACCAAUUUUAAUCAUGUGAAAAAUAAGUCGCCGGGCACGCCAAGAAAGUUGAAUGUAGUUUUACUCAUAGAGAUUAUAAAUAACACUAGAGGAGGCAUUGUAAUCUUAAUUCAGUAAAAAAAGGGGAACGCGACUAUUGGGGGGGCAAAUUCAAGUCCCGGAUGUGUAUUCGUGUUCCCAUUGGUGACGAGUUUCAAAUCAGCCAAUGAGAGCACGAUUUUAUAUCCGGGACUUGAAUUUGCCCCCCAUUAGCUGCGCUCCCAAUUUUUAAACUCGAUGGUUCAUACCAAUAAAUUACCCAUAUAAGUAGGACAUAUGCAGUGAUCUACUCUAAUGCGCAUAUCAAACAUAGACAAGCAUUUCAAAUUUAGAUCAUUUUUAGGUCUGAAUUGAUAUAAACAUAAAUAUAAAGUCCAAAUAAACGCAUGGAGGGAUAUAAUAUAUAAUAAAAUGCAAAUACUGCUAUAUCAAGAAAUGUGAUACAUCGGGCCAGAUCUCCCACAGCGGUCUGCAGUGUUGGCCUUUGCGAGAUUCCAUAUACAACAAAAACGACGUUAGCAUCCUUUUACUAACCCUGAAAUUCAAGGAAUAUGCUGCGCAAUCGUUUAUCUUUGGUUUAUGUUUUAUGAUGUGCUAAUUAUACGUACAGUUGAGCGAGAAUUCUUUAAAACCAGGCAAUAUACGAACAACCAAAUGCGCAGAUAGCGCCUGUAUUUACACGCAGACUUGGUUGAAGAAAUACCCAUUUUGCCCCCAGAUAUUUAGGACGAAACAACAAUAAUUUAGUAUCGAAAUGCUCGUCACAGUGAAGCGAUUCUGAAUUUGCUCCUACUUUUGAGACUACGCAUGCUCCAAUUGGGAUAUGCCGCUUUUUCGUCUGACCGCGCACCUAUUUCGCGUGACGACAUAGAGAUUUAUUCUAUCGGAUUACAAAGUUUCGAAACGAUUUUGCCCCUAGUAUAUUAUUCAUUUUUCGGCAAAUUUUGACGUUUAUAGAUAGAAUUAUGAACAUAUUUUAUGUAUCCGUUCCUACUUUUUAGAAAAGCAUUAAAAAUAAUCUCUAAUAUACGGUUUUGUUCAUAAUUUUGGCGAUUUUCAACCAUUUAUCGCUGAAAUUUCUGGGGACUGGGAACGAGCUCAGGUUUAAUAGGCAAAUGUCCAAAAUUUCUUGCCAUGUUACUUUCAUGGCGUGUCCGCGAGCAUUCAGGCGGACAAAAAAUGCACAGGAUAGACAACUACAGAAAAAGUUGAGUAAUGUUCGCUCCGCCCGCUCGGGCAAAGCGACUGCAAUGGAAAAUGGCCUUAACAGAUGAAGUAUACAAAUUCCACAUGAAAUAUUUCAUGAUUAAAAACAAUAGUGCAGGCAGUUGCCGUGGUAUCAUUGAUUUGCCAGAAUCAUUGAUUUUCAAAAUCUAGAAUGUAGUUUUACGGUACUUGCCUUUCAAUAGACCAAAAUUUAAUUUCAAAUAAAAACAGUGAAACGUUUCGAAACUUUGCCGUGAAGCUGCAAGGCCAGGCAGGGGCGUGCAAGGGAAACUGGAAAACUCGUUUUGCUGACAGUAGUUUGCUCGAAAAUACGGUAAAAUAUAUUUGCUUUACUUAGAUUUGUUAGUUAUAUUUUAAUCAUGCUACACACAAAAAAAACUACUGAUGCGCUGUAUUAAUGAACUAUAUAGUACAUCAUUACUGGAUUUCCAGCUUGCAUUAACCCACAUUAUUGAGUUAGAAAUGGCUUAAAAAUUUCGCAGAUAAAACUUGACAAAACAAAACAAAGCAAGUAAGCCAUGGAAUUUUACUACUGAAAUGUUUUAUACACUUACCCAAACAUAGUCAAAACAACGAUUAUUAAAAAACAUCAGUGAUCAGGUUCGACCGAGCUCACGUCCUCGGGUUCGUCUUUGACAAAAUUCGUGUUUAUUUAUGCCUUCCAAAUUUUGUUUCACGGUUGACAGCCACCAAUAAAAAAAAUGUUUUGCAUUUUUGUAAACUUUUUCACGAAAUUUUUUAAAUCGAAAAAUUAUGCUGUGUGUUAACAAAAAAAAACAGCAAAAUAGUGUGAAAAUACAUGAAAAACAAAAUUUGCGAAACGAAAACAUGCAAAAUGAAAAACAAAAUUUUACCCAGAGUUUGUACUCGCGCAUGCGCAUAACGUCAAAAACCGUCCAUCACAUAAUGGAGGACAACCAUAGGACAGCUUUGCACUUCGCUAUGUUCUCACAUACCCAGGUAGUAAUUCGUGGUGUCAUGGUCGUGCAUGAUAACUGACAUGUACACUGAUUUGAUAUCCUAACCUGUAUGCAGAUCAUGAUCAAGCAACUUGGAACCGACAGCUUGCAUGUCUUGCUGACAGGAAUUUAUUCUCUUAUGCCUCCAGACCCUUUUCGCUCGCGUGGCGUACGAUGCGCAUUGCAUCCAAUUAAGGGGUAGUUGCCAUUUCUUAUUUUAUGAUCUAUUAUAAUUUAAUCUGGUAUAUUUCAUUUUGAUUUGUAUGAAGGAAUUGUUGCUGUAGUCUUGUUUCUGAUUGGUUUAUCAAUGAUAGCUGGGAAUGGAUUUUACGUGUUCCAAAUUUUUGAUGAUUAUUCAUCUGCUAUACCACUACUGUUCAUUGGUCUAUUCCAGUGUAUUGCGGUUGCUUGGGUGUAUGGCAACAACAGGUGAGAGUUACACUGUUUAUUAUUAGCAUGACAAAAUUACUGGAUGCUGAUUGGUUGAGAGGAGUACAAUUAUUUUAUUAAUUGUACUGCAGUACAAUUAAUAAUUUUCCCAAAACAAACAAAAUGGCGGAAACGUAUUUUAAACACAAGCGUGAAAUGAAAUUGCCGUGGAGGAACUAGAUGAAAAUACGAACAAAAGCACCAAAUUUUGCUUUAACAAAAGAACUAAAUCGAAGUCGAAGCAAAAUUUUACAGCUGCGGUAUUAUCAUUGCUGGGGACUUCAAUCGUCUUAAUGUGAAUCAUAUAAUUAAGCAUUUUUCGGUUGAAACAAAUUGUUAAAUCACCAACUCGAGGCGAAGCAAUACUUGAUCUAAUAUUAACUAAUAUGCUCGUAAUUAGUUAAAUUUACUUGUAAAAAAAAAAUACGCAAUUCAGCCUAUGGCUGCGAAGUAUUUUAUUAAAUAUAUCUAUCUAUCUAUCUAUCUAAAUGAAAAUACAAACAAAAGCACCAAAUUUUGGUUGAAAGUCUGGCAGGACUGGGCUUUGGCAAGAUAAUAUGAUGUUGACAUUGACAUUGAGAAGUACGUAUCCAAUUGUGUCAUGCUAAUAAUAAACAAGUAAUCAUGUGAUGUUGCUCGUACAAUUAAGGAUUAAUAGUACUCGUGAUGUUUGGUAAUUUACCAAAUUGGACUCGCCCCGGCGGCUCGUCCAAUUUUGGCAAAUUUCCAAACAUCACUCGUACUAUUAAUCCCGAAUUGUACUCGCCAUCGCAUGAUUACCUAUACUAAUUUCAGGGAGUUAAUUUAACUCCCAGGAGCGGGUUGUUUAAAGCUGGAUUAGCGCUAACCCUUGGUUAAAAUUUAACCCGCUGUUUUAGUUUAAAGGAAUACCGAAUGGUUUUCUGUGCAGGAUUGCGUGAUCCAUGCACGAGGGAUGUCGCGAGACUUUCAGAAAGCGUAAAAAUACUCGAGCCGCAGGCGAGUGUAUUUUUACGCUUUCCGAAAGUCGAGCAACAUCCCAAGUGCAUGGAUCACGUUAUCCUGCUUGGAAAACCAUUUGGUAAUUGUUUUAUAAAAUAACUACAGUGAAAGAAUAACAUUUUGAGAAUCCCGCGAAAAUCCCACGAAGGCAUUUUAAUUCCUCGUGCAGGAUAGCCUGAUCCUGCACGGCUAUUGACCAAUCAAAUUGCGUGUUUCACUGUAGUUAUUAUAUAAUAUGUAUUUCUGCACGUCUGUUUAUUUCAAAACUUCAGAGAAGACAACUCCUACUGAUCAUGAUGAGAUUUCUAACGAAAUAUUUCCAAAUUUAUAAAGUUAGCAAGCUGUUGGGAAGUUUGCUUUGAAUUUUAGGUAAACCUAGAGUUAACCUAAUCGGCUUUUGAACAACCGGCCCCAGUAGUAUUUUGUAGCCGAUGGUCCCGAUUUAACUCAAAUAUGAAGUAAAAUUGGGUUCAAAAUAACUCCACUGGAGAUUAACUCCCUGAAAUUAACAAGGUAGGGACUUAGUUUUAUUUAGUUGUCCAAACAACAAAUAAUCGGAAAGUUUUUCCUGAACAGUCUUAAACCGAAUGUGUUGCUCGUCGACGACUCAAUCCUGUCUACGUUGCUGUGCAUACACUGUGCUUUCUCUAAUAUUACAUCCUUGAUCGUGUGCAUGCAAUACAAGCAUCUCCAAACUGCACUCGUCUUUUAGAUUUGCUGACGAUAUUCAGGAGAUGACAGGCAAACGUCCUUGGAUUGGCUGGAUGAUAUGUUGGAAAUACAUUUCACCUCUGGCUUUGAUUAUACUUAUCAUUGCCAUUUUGUAUGACAUGGGUGACAAAGGCAUUGGUUAUUGGACAUUUGUUGCUUGUGAACAGGUACUUACCGUUACCGUCACACCUUUUUUUAAAAAUAUUUCUUUGUUUUAUAAACUGCAUGUAGCUCAAUCUAGUUCGUUGAAGCAAUGAGCCUGGAAGUAAGGUUAGACCCUUAAACGAAGGUCGGAUAACGCCAAUGAAACUAUGAAGUGUAAAAAUGGAAAUGUAAAAAUGUCAAUUAUAUAGUCUUUAAUUUAAUUAUGGAUCUUAGUGGGAUUUCGCCAAAGUCCGUGUGCAUAAUAAGCUUCCAUGCUCGCUUGCGGCUUGCCUUUUCAAAAUACACUCGGACUUUGAAAUCCCAGUAAAUCCUACUAGGAUUCACUGUUAUCCUACGACUGAAUCAAUAUACUCAGUAGGCCUUCGCACUAAACCAGAGCUAUAUACAAUUCCAUCAGAGUCCCAUAUCAAAGAUAGGCUACCUCUGAGCGUUCCCUCCUUACAAUGAAUUUUUAAUAAAGAUCAAUUUAUUAAAAUAACUUGAAUUGUGGUUUCUUAACAUAAUAAAUAAUGUCAAAUUACAUUGUUGUUAUAUUGUCGCGACGGCAUAAAAUCACAUCCAUCAGCAGGUGACACUGUGCCUUUGAUGAGUCAACGCUCCAAGCCUUUGUUGGACGGAGCCCAUCCACUGUGCGCUUAUGCUUAGUUGUUAAUGCCUUGGUUAUUGAAUAACCUCAUAUAACUCGUCAUUAUAAUUAUGAAAGUUAUAUAAUUUAAUGCAACUUGUAAUGUAUAUAUACACCAUCAUUUUACAGGAUCCAUUCAGUAGCAAAUACCCUGGAGCUGCAGCCUGGUUAUCGCCGCUAGAGUAUCCCGGUUGGGCAAAAUUCGUGGCUGCCUUGGUGAUCAUGAUAUCGACCGUUCCUCUACUGAUCUUCAUGAUCAUCAGAUGGCCGAAAGAUUGGCGAGCAAAGUUUCACGAGAAGUUAUUUACUUCUAUCGAAAACUAUCAUCCUGAUCCGCCUAAAAAGAAAGACGAUGUCCUUGGAUAUUAGCUAACUAGUAUAUAUAUAGUUGGCUAGCACGACUUUGAUAUUGUAGCACAGACAUAUACAGGGUGUAUUAAAAAAGUAGACAAUUUUAUAGUGACCACUGAUCGAAAUUUCCGAACAUUUUUGUGGACAUAACUGUGAAUAUGGGUCGUUAAGGGUACGAUCAUUUGAUUUCUUUACCUGCACAAUAUCGUUUGCCUUAAGAUUAGUAUAUACUAGGCCAACCAUUAAAAGUCUCUCUGAAGUUCGAAAUCCGCAUGUGUUCCUAGCACGAAUAUAUACGUUUCCUUAUUUCAUGAGACCACUGCAUCGCGAAGGAUCGUCAUGGAUCGUUCGUAGUUCAGAAUUAGGGCAUGCUGUCACAAUGGAAUUGUGAAGCUCUUGUAACUUCUGCAACGUUCUGAAAUCUUGUUAGAACACCCAAACUCUUUUGCCUUUUCUUAAUCUUGGCAAGUUCCGAAUACACUGAGAAUGAAACACAAUCAAACCAUACAACUCCAUAAGACAUAUUAACAAGCAACUCCCCAGAGACAUCCAACAUUUUUGGAAUAAAACGUAUAACAAAAUAUAGUAGCGUUGCUACUGUGAUGCAUGUGUAUUUGCAAAGAGCAAUAUUAUUUCCUUCAUUAAAGAAUAAUAUUCAUCCUGCUCUAACCGAGAAAUAAUCAACUCUGUUUCGAACCCAUGAAAAACAUAAAAAAAAUUAGGCUAUUUAAGAAAAAUUUAAUCGUCUGCCUUGCAUGGUCUUUCAUGUGCCUUUAAGUUUGUAAAGACCUAUUAAAUACUUGCAUAAUUUCGAACGUUCAUAUUUCAGGAAACAAUGAGCUAAGACUUACAUGUAAGAUGUCUAAAUCUACGCCAUAUCCCUUACAAACCCUAACGACAAUUCGCUGAAAUACAAGUUAGCCUGAUAUGUCAUUAAGCAAACAAACGCUGGAGUUAAUAUUUGAUAUGCCGAUUUUCGCUAAUUUUAGACACAUCCCAAAAUAUGCUCCCGAUUUUGAACAUUAAUAUCUCCGUGAAUUUUUAAGUAAAAUACAACUGUAAUAUAUCAAAAUCUAAGUUAGCCCUUCCUCUAUUUAAUGCAAGUUAUUUCUGUUUGAUAGCUUUACUUGUUUAGAAGUUAUUAUAAAUCAAACCGGAGU
This is a messenger RNA of Paramuricea clavata, 7671 nucleotides long. The record is from the annotation of a GenBank genome assembly. NCBI's taxonomy places the organism in Eukaryota, Metazoa, Cnidaria, Anthozoa, Malacalcyonacea, Plexauridae.